AUGGCUAGCAGCAGUGCAUUCGAUGACGAUCUUCCGAUGGAGGAAGGAAUGCCAGAACUGAUUGAUGAUGAUGAUGUACCAUCGAAAUUGCCAUCGCUUCUAGAGCAGAAUAUGGAGACGGCGCCGAAGGACGAGGAGGAAUUCAAAUUGGUUAAACGCAAGAGAAAGUCGACGAAAGAUGUCGAAAUGGAGGAUGUUUCGAAGGAUGAUGAUAAUAACGAAGAGAUGAAAGAUGGCGAAGGUGCUCCAAAAUCGGCGAAGAGGUCGAGAGGGCAGAAGGGCGAAUUCCGAAAUAUUCCGGUGCCAAAACAUCGCUAUACGCCACUUAAAGAGAACUGGGUCAACAUUUUCACACCGAUUGUGAAAAAUUUGGGACUGCAAGUGCGGUUCAAUUUGAAAAAGAGACGAGUUGAGAUUAGGAAUCCAGAGGAUCGCGAGGAUACCACAGAUUUGCAAAAGGCUGCUGAUUUCGUGCGCGCGUUCGUUCUCGGAUUCGAUGUGAAUGAUGCGAUCGCCCUUAUUCGUUUGGACCAUCUCUUCCUGGAGACAUUCGAGGUAGCUGACGUGAAAUCGUCGCUAAAAGGCGAUCAUGUAAGCAGAGCGAUCGGUCGAAUUGCCGGAAAAGAUGGACGCACCAAAUUGGUCAUCGAGAAUACCACAAAAACGAGAAUUGUGGUUGCCAACACCAAAAUCCACAUUCUUGGCGCUUAUCAGAAUUUGAGAUUGGCGCGAAAUGCGGUGUCAAGUCUGAUUUUGGGCGCCAACCCGUCGAAAGUAUACGGUAAUUUGCGUAAUAUGGCCUCACGCGGAUCGGAACGACUCUAA
Molecule: messenger RNA, 825 nt
Organism: Caenorhabditis bovis
Lineage: Eukaryota; Metazoa; Nematoda; Chromadorea; Rhabditida; Rhabditidae
Source: the annotation of a GenBank genome assembly